AUGGCCAUGGAGAUCUUCUCCUGUGGAAGAAGAUCGUGGAGCUUGCAACUUGAAGACAGCUUGAAUGACGAGCUUUCCCUUGAUCAUUCGUUUGAGGAUUCGUAUGCUUUCCGGGGCUGGGGGCUGCCUUUGCAAUCUUGGAACACGUGCAAAACACGUGCUAUUGCGAUGGAGUAGACAUAAAGAGGCAGAACUUCGCCCCAGUUCCUCGACAAUCCACCAUCAAACGACACACUCCUUCAAGCAACGGUCAUAUCAACGCUCCUUCAAUCAACCAAAAUGUACGGUCUUUUCCAGAAAACCCUCCUCCUCGCCGCCUUCGGUAUGGCCACUGCUGCACCUCUCGCCAUGCCUCAGGGCGGAGUGCCAAAUUUCGCCGGAUCUCCAGGUGGUGGUACAGCUGGCGCUGCAUCGGGCUCGGGCUUGGGAACAUCGCAACUUGGAGGCGGACAGAGCACUGGUGGCGGACAGAGCACCGGCGGCAGCGGCGGUCCACUGGUUUCCGAGAUGGCAGGCGCCGCCAACAACGUUCCUGGUGCCAAUCAAGUUAUGAACGCAGCCCAGCAGGGAGCGAGUGCCGCUCAAAACAUGGCCAAUGAGGGCAUGGAAAUGCUUUCUGGGUUCGGCGGCGGCUCCUCCGGAGGCAACACUGGAUCCGGAGCUGGCAAUGCUGGUGGCGUUUCUGGACCUCCAUUGCAGGGCAAGUGA
Messenger RNA from Zymoseptoria tritici IPO323, 708 nucleotides. RefSeq lists its product as uncharacterized. Lineage: Eukaryota; Fungi; Ascomycota; Dothideomycetes; Mycosphaerellales; Mycosphaerellaceae. The coding region runs from base 65 to 553 and encodes 162 amino acids. The record is from RefSeq and is a predicted model, not a curated record. The transcript has 6 exons.